Molecule: messenger RNA, 1272 nt
Organism: Penicillium antarcticum
Lineage: Eukaryota; Fungi; Ascomycota; Eurotiomycetes; Eurotiales; Aspergillaceae
Exons: 2
Coding region: 1-1272 (423 amino acids)
Biological process (GO): transmembrane transport
Cellular component (GO): fungal-type vacuole membrane
Molecular function (GO): transmembrane transporter activity
Source: RefSeq, a predicted model, not a curated record
AUGCACCAUGAACCAAAAAUCCCCAGCCAAGCCUCCUGCCCAGAAGGAGGCCUAACAGGCAACCUCGUCGUGCUAGGCAGUUUCAGUGCGAUAAUGGGCGGCCUAGGGCUGAUGAACAGCAUAGGCAUUUAUCAAGCCUGGAUCUCCACACACCAACUGUCCCACAUAAGUGAAGGCCAAAUCGGCUGGAUAUUCGGCAUCUACAACUUCCUCGUCUUCUUCUGCGGUAUCCAAAUCGGCCCGAUCUUCGAUAUAAAGGGUCCGCGCAUGCUCAUGUGGUUUGGAUCCAGUUUGCUCGUGGUUGCCUUCGUCUGCAUGGGCUUUUGCUAUGAGUAUUGGCAUUUCCUGGUUGUUAUUGGGAUCCUGGGUGGAAUGGGGACCUCGUUUAUUUUUAUUGUUCCGGUUGCAAGUAUUGGGCAUUUCUUUAUUAAAAGGCGUGGUGCGGCGACCGGGCUUGCGCUGGCUGGUGGGAGUAUUGGGGGCGUCAUCUUUCCUUUGGUUUUGGAGAAUCUUGCGCCGAAGAUUGGCUUUGCUUGGGCUAGUCGGGUUGUCGGGCUUAUUACGCUGAUUCUCCUUAUUCCUGGUUGUUUGCUUGUGAAGGCAAAUUUCCCGCCAAAGGUUUCGUCUAAGCCUUCGUUGAAGACUUUUCUUCCUGAUCUUACUAUCUUGAAGGAUCCUGUGCUUGCUUUGACGACUAUUGGGGUUUUCUUUAUUGAAUGGGGGUUUUUCAUUCCGCUUGAGUAUAUUGCUUCGUAUUCGAUUGCGAGUGGUAUUUCUCCCAAGUUGUCGUAUCUUAUGGUUGUCUUUUUGAAUGCCGGUUCGUUCCCUGGUCGUUGGCUUCCGGGUAUCGUGGCUGAUCGCAUUGGUCGCAUGAACACUUUAAUAUCGACAAACAUUCUUUGUUUAAUUGCUGUGUUGGGUAUUUGGAUGCCUGCAAACGGGAACGUUGUUGCUGUUAUUAUCUUCUCUGUUGUGUUUGGAUUUGCGAGCGGGAGUAACAUCAGCCUUGUCCCCGUUUGCGUGGGAGAAUUGUGUCCUGUUGAGAAUUAUGGGAGGUACUAUACAACUGUGUAUACCAUUGUUGCCUUUGGGGCAUUGACUGGGGUUCCGAUUGCUGGUGAAAUCAUCCACCGCUGUGAGGGAGAGUAUUGGGGGUUGAUUGCUUUUGCCGGAUGUGCAUAUGCAGCAGGAUUGAGUUGUUUCAUUGCCGUAAAGUUUUUGCAGAGGCAAAGAGGCUAUUCGGAGAAACAACUGGAAACGACGGGAGUUUAG